AUGGCAGAGCAGAAAGUCAUCACAAGAAAUCGGCCCAUCAAAUCCUGCCAGUAUUGUUAUAAUCACAAAUUGAAGUGUGAUAAAGCCCAACCUUGCUCAGCUUGUAUAUCAUGCAAAACAACCGACCAAUGUAUCUAUGGAUUUGCUAAGAAGUCCUCAAAAUUCUCAUCUGGAACAAUCACGGCAAAAGAUAAACCGAUCAACAAGAAACCAUUUCGUAUGACAACGCAGCGCAUCAAGAAGGUUGGCAAGGGUUCCGCGGUUUACAAAUCAAAGUUCUCUUAUCCGUUCUUCUCUAGUUCAAUCAAUGAUAAAAUACUAAGUGCUGGCCAGUUCGAUAAGAGUGAAUUUGCAGAUGUAUCAGCAAGAAAUGAGCUCCACAAAUUCGAUAGAUCAGCUUCCCCUGCUCGAAGCCUCGAAGAAGGGCUGGCACUUUUACCUUCGUCAAAAGAAGCGGCUUUGAGUCAUGUUGAAACGUAUUUCGAGCGAAUAAAUCCAAUUCUUCCACUCUUCAGCCAGGAGAGAGUCAUAAAUGCCUUCACGGAUGUUUACCAUUCCCUUCACGUGCGGGAAGCUGUUGAUGUUAUAAACCUAUUGGUUAUAAUGGCAAUCUUUUUCUGUUCUUCGUAUGCUGAAGUGGCGUCAGGUGUAAUUCCUGACCUACUACUUUGCAACAAUUACUACAGAACAAUACGGCUUCUUUUGGAUAUUCUCGAAUUCCCUUUCAGGCCUCAUUUAGAGCCUUUACAAGCUUUUACAGCAGUACACUUUGUUAUUGAUCCCAAUAUGGUUGAUGCAAGUGCUUACGCUCCAAUGUUAGUAAGAAUGGGCCAGGAGUUAGGUUUGCAUAAAGGCCUUACUACAGAUACCAUCGAGAGUAAGCUCAUGUGGAACAUGUUGCUUUAUAUUGAAGGAUCAUCAUCUGUAGUACGGGGCUUUCCUUUUCUAGCCUCGGCAUCAGUGAUGAAUGAGGUACCUCUUCCCGAGCUGGAAGCUGACAUAGAUUGUGGCUAUCCAAUAUCCUUUACUACCGGUAGGUGCAAGAUCAAUCAUGUUUUCCGGGAUAUCAUGGAACUAACCUCACGAAAAAACAUCACCCUAGAAGAACUAGAAUCAGCAGAAGCCAAGAUAGAGACUUUAUACAAGGAAAUCUGCACUAUCAAUGUUUCGUUACUUAAAAAUCAUCCAGCUUAUUCCGCUUACUAUUCAAGUACCCUCAACGUUUUCCUCUAUCGUUUGCAUCUAAGAUACUAUGCUCUUUCGUGCCUGAAGUCGGAAGAAGAUAAACUCUUGUACAAAACGAGUCAUGUUGUUUCAUCUGAGGGACCCAUUGACAUUAUGGGCAUCCUCGCAGUGAAACAAAAACUCAGAAAAGAGGUCAUUCAGCUGUCAUUGUUAUUGCUACUGCACACCUAUAAAAGACUGGUCCAGAAAGAUAUAGAUAAAUUUGCUUGGUAUACCCGAGGUUCAACUGUCAUGCAAUAUCUCUUCGUUAUUAUUAAAGAUGUUUUUGAAAACCCAGAACAGCCUCUUGAAAUUAGCGAAUUUUCAGCGAUAUUUCGCCAAACUAUAGACGACGAUAUGUUAGAGAUCAUUCAAGGCAGUCCGGUACUAUGUAAAUAUGUCCUAGUGGAAGGCGUGCUAGCGCUGAUGGAGUUAAAGCUGGUUGCUUUAUGGAGUAACGAGGAUAUCUACAAACUUCUGCUUGUUAAAGCCGUGAAAGAUCGAGUGUGGCAAGUGAAUGGGAAAGUGUUAAAGGAUAACGAAGACACUAUAAAUUCCUUAAAAAAGUGCAAGCUCUUUGCUAUUGUAGUCGAACAGCUACAAAACCUGAAGAGUAUAAACUUUGAGGAAUGUUUGGAAGGAUGGGAAUCUGAUGACUUCUCUGUGAACAUGGACAAGAUUUUGACCAGCUGGGCGGUUAAUUUACCCAAUUUAUAA
Torulaspora delbrueckii is the source of this 1941-nucleotide messenger RNA. RefSeq names its product Zn(II)2Cys6 transcription factor. Gene Ontology annotation, molecular function: zinc ion binding; DNA-binding transcription factor activity, RNA polymerase II-specific. Gene Ontology annotation, biological process: regulation of DNA-templated transcription. The transcript has a single exon. The coding region runs from base 1 to 1941 and encodes 646 amino acids. NCBI's taxonomy places the organism in Eukaryota, Fungi, Ascomycota, Saccharomycetes, Saccharomycetales, Saccharomycetaceae. The record is from RefSeq and is a predicted model, not a curated record.